AACUUCUCAGCAUUCUCUUUGAACAUUUCCUUCAAUCUUACUAAGACCCAAAAGCAAUAAUGGAUUCAGAAAUAGAUGUCGACAACUCUCCAGCUUAUCGAGUCUACAAGAGUGGCCGCAUCGAGCGUCUCUCAGGAGAAACAUUCAAACCACCUUCUCUAACCCCCGAAAACGGCGUCGUUUCCAAAGACACAGUCUAUUCCCCGGAGCAUAACCUCUCCGUCCGCAUAUUCCUCCCGGAGAAAGCCUCCGCCACCGGUGAAAAGCUGCCACUCCUCGUCUACUUCCACGGCGGAGGCUUCGUCAUCGAAACCGCGUUUUCACCGACUUACCACGCCUUCCUCACAUCAACCGUCGCCGCCGCAGAUUGCUUAGCGAUCUCGGUGGACUACCGUCGUGCGCCGGAGUUUCCGAUUCCGGUCCCGUACGGAGACUCGUGGGACGCUCUCAAAUGGGUGCUCCCUCACGCCUCCGGAGCCGGACCGGAACAGUGGAUAAACAAACACGCCGACUUCGGGAAACUGUUCCUCGCCGGAGACAGCGCCGGCGGAAACAUCUGUCAUCAUCUCGCGACACGUGCGAAGCGAGAGGGGAUAGACUCGCUCAUCUCCGGUGUCGUCUUGAUCCAUCCCUACUUCUGGGGGAAGACUCCUGUUGACGAGUUCGAGACGAGAGACGAGACGAAGAGGAGAGGUAUUGAAGCGCGUUGGAGAGUCGCGAGCCCGAAUAGUGAAGACGGAGUGGAUGAUCCGCUGUUUAACGUGGUGGGGUCCGAGACGGUUGAUCUAUCCGGGUUAGGUUGCGGGCGGGUUCUGGUGGUGGUGGCGGGGGAUGACACGUUUGCGAGACAAGGUUUGGGUUACGCGGCGAAGCUGGAGAAGAGUGGGUGGGAAGGAGAAGUUGAGGUGAUGGAGAUUAAAGACGAAGGUCAUGUUCAUCAUUUGAAGAGUCCUGAUACUGAUAAUGCUCGUAAAGUGGUGAACAAAGUUGCAGAGUUUAUUAAAAAGGUGAGCCAAUGAUCAAAUGCGUCAAAAUCUACCAGAAGCGAGAUAAUUCAUUGCUUCAGCCUUCAAAUAUCGCAGAACUAUCCAGAAACGCUUUACCACAUGGUUGUACUCUUACGUAGCUCAUAUAAAACGAUCUUACUAUAAAUAGCACGCACGCGUCCAAAUUUUUUCUACACGUAUGCACUUGAAUACAUUGCGUGAAGCCACCACAAAAGUCUUCUUCCUCACCUUGCAAAACCGUCUACGUGUCUAGAGGUCUCAAAGAUACGCUUGUCUCCGCUUGGCAUUACAAAAAAAAAACAAGUUGCAUGGCACAAAGUUGGAUCAAGCCAGUUUUUGCGCUCUUGUUUAAUUCUUACUGUAGAAUAGUUCACUUAUACGGACCCUAUUGGGUACAUGUGUUGAGCUAUUUUGAAAGGGAGCUUAGAAGAUAAGGAGCAUCUUCUUUUUAUUCGAAGUAUGAAGAGAUCACUGAGGAGCCUGGUUUUCAAGUCAAGAGACCCGCUGAGUUCUUGAAACCGUCCAUUCACGGAGGAAGAGAGCGGAUCGGUGGAGUACAUCGUGAACUUGUGUACUUUGCCUAGUUUGAGCAGCUUGGAGAUUAAAAAGAAUGGGACGAUUUCCAUAACUCGGUAGGAUUAGGUCUCUGACUUGUGUCUCAAGUUACCUUAUGUUUAAAGCUUAAUUCAACAUUCUUCCUCCUUUAAGCUUAAACUUGCACAUCUUGAACUCCAGUAAGAUUUCUCAUCUCCUUGAAUUUUAUUUUACCAAACGAUUUUGUGAGGAUAUCUGCCUUUUGUUCACUUCCAACCAUGAAACACAAGAUUCUUUGUAAGCGCAAUUGCAGAUUUAUUGUCGACUUUGAUGGUUACUC
This is a messenger RNA of Brassica napus (rape), 1881 nucleotides long. Its product is annotated as probable carboxylesterase 7. Gene Ontology annotation, molecular function: hydrolase activity. The transcript has 2 exons. The record is from RefSeq and is a predicted model, not a curated record. Bases 60 to 1019 code for a protein of 319 amino acids. Lineage: Eukaryota; Viridiplantae; Streptophyta; Magnoliopsida; Brassicales; Brassicaceae.